UUAUUAGGUUGAAAAGGCAUUUGUUAGUUGCGUGGAGGAAGGAAGAAGUUUGUGGGGAACGAAAGAGGAUGGAGAACAGGGUAACAUUACAAGAAUGGUUUGACCGCGUUGACUCGGAGAAAAGUGGAAGCAUUACGGCGGUGCAGCUGAAGGCAGCUCUGGCUGUGGGCAACCUGCAAUUCCCCCUCUCAGUGGUUCACCAGAUGAUCAGGAUGUACGAUUUCGACAGGAAUGGUACCAUGAGCUUUCAAGAAUUUGUUGCACUCAACAACUUCCUUCUUAAGGUUCAACAUGCAUUUUCGGACCUAGAGAGGGGUCGUGGUUUUCUUGUGCCUGAUGAUGUAUUUGAGGCUUUGGUAAAAAUUGGUUUCAAGCUGGAUUCUCCUGCUUUUUACACUGUCUGUGAGAGCUUUGAUCAAAGUAAAAAUGGAAGGUUUCGGCUGGACGACUUCAUAUCAAUCUGUAUAUUCUUACAAUCAGCACGGAAUCUGUUUAAUUCUUUUGAUACAGCAAAACAAGGCAGAGUUACUCUCGAUCUGAAUCAAUUUGUGUAUUGUACUGCCAAUUGCAGAAUAUGAUUGAACAUAUGAUGGCUUGGGAAGAUGAUUCUCGAGUACUUCACUUUGUCAACUACCAUUAAGUCAUCUUAGAGGGAGGUAAUUUGUGAUCACGAAUAAGAUGAAAACAUUUUGGGUUUGGAACGCUACUUGUCAUCUGUUUGCAAAAUACAGUUUUUUUUAUAAUGUAAUUUCAUUUUAAAACGAAGUCGUUAUGAAACAUACUCAGUUACCACCCACAAAAGUAUGUCUUGAUGAUAAGAUAAAAUUUGAUG
Messenger RNA from Vigna umbellata (rice bean), 832 nucleotides. NCBI's taxonomy places the organism in Eukaryota, Viridiplantae, Streptophyta, Magnoliopsida, Fabales, Fabaceae. The record is from RefSeq and is a predicted model, not a curated record.